Molecule: messenger RNA, 1289 nt
Organism: Trichomycterus rosablanca
Lineage: Eukaryota; Metazoa; Chordata; Actinopteri; Siluriformes; Trichomycteridae
Product: SWI/SNF-related matrix-associated actin-dependent regulator of chromatin subfamily B member 1-A
Exons: 9
Coding region: 9-1130 (373 amino acids)
Biological process (GO): positive regulation of pseudohyphal growth by positive regulation of transcription from RNA polymerase II promoter; chromatin remodeling
Cellular component (GO): npBAF complex; nucleus; nBAF complex
Molecular function (GO): transcription coactivator activity
Source: RefSeq, a predicted model, not a curated record
UGGUAAAGAUGGCGUUGAGUAAAACGUUCGGUCAGAAGCCGAUUAAAUUUCAACUAGAAGAAGAUGGAGAUUUUUACAUGAUAGGUUCAGAGGUUGGAAACUACCUGCGUAUGUUCAGAGGCUCACUAUAUAAGAGGUAUCCGUCACUGUGGCGCAGACUUGCGUCGGUCGAGGAGAGGAAAAAGAUUGCAGCAUCAUCACACGAUCAUGGUUACACAACUUUAGCCACCAGUGUGACUCUGCUGAAAGCAUCUGAGUGUGAGGAGAUCUUCGAGGGCAAUGAUGAAAAGUACAAGGCGGUGUCCAUCAGCACAGAACCUCCAGCCUACCUCAGGGAGCAGAAGGCCAAGAGAAACAGUCAAUGGGUUCCCACGCUCCCCAACAGUUCUCACCACCUGGACGCUGUGCCUUGCUCUACCACCAUCAACCGAAAUCGCAUGGGGCGUGACAAGAAACGGACCUUCCCCCUGUGCUUUGAUGACCACGACCCAGCAGUGAUUCACGAGAACGCCUCUCAGUCAGAGGUUCUGGUUCCUAUCAGAUUGGACAUGGAGAUUGACGGCCAGAAGCUCAGAGAUGCUUUUACCUGGAACAUGAAUGAGAAACUGAUGACUCCCGAGAUGUUUGCUGAAAUCCUGUGUGACGAUUUGGACCUGAACCCUCUGACUUUCGUCCCGGCCAUCGCCUCAGCCAUCCGGCAGCAGAUCGAGUCGUACCCCACAGACAGCAUCCUGGAUGAGCAAACCGACCAGAGGGUCAUCAUCAAGCUGAACAUCCACGUGGGUAACAUUUCCCUGGUGGACCAGUUUGAGUGGGACAUGUCGGAGAAGGAAAACUCUCCGGAGAACUUUGCGCUGAAGCUGUGCUCCGAGCUCGGCCUCGGGGGAGAGUUCGUCACGACCAUCGCCUACAGCAUCCGCGGUCAGCUCAGCUGGCACCAGAGGACGUACGCCUUCAGUGAGAACCCCUUACCUACAGUAGAGAUUGCCAUUCGGAACACAGGUGAUGCUGAUCAGUGGUGCCCUCUGUUGGAGACGCUGACAGACGCAGAGAUGGAAAAGAAAAUCAGAGACCAGGACAGAAACACAAGGCGUAUCAGGAGGUUUGCCAACACUGCGUCCGCCUGGUAAAGAGGCAGAACAAAGACGCCGCUGUUCAAUAAGCUCGAGGCAUCAGAACUGUGGAGCAGUUUUUCAUCACUGGGACGUUAAUGACUUUGUUUUAAGGAGUACUGUGUAUUUGACUUGCUUUUGUUUUUGUAAUAAAAUAAAGUAUUAGUUAAAAAUGUG